Schistocerca gregaria is the source of this 1623-nucleotide messenger RNA. RefSeq names its product spidroin-2-like. The transcript has 4 exons. Lineage: Eukaryota; Metazoa; Arthropoda; Insecta; Orthoptera; Acrididae. The coding region runs from base 1 to 1623 and encodes 540 amino acids. The record is from RefSeq and is a predicted model, not a curated record.
AUGGUCCCGGCCAGCAGCAGCUGUCCUGGCCAGCAAUCAGCCAGACCUCCGGCUGCAGCAGCGGCCCUGGCAGCAGCAGUGGUCCCGGCCAGCAGCAGCGGUCCAGCCUGCAGCAGACAGACAGCCUGCCAGCCCUCCAGCAGCAGCAGCAGCGCCGGCCAGCAGGAGUGGUCCCGGGCAGCAGCAGCUGUCCCGUCCAGCAGCAGCAGUCCAGCCAGUUGCAGCCAGCAAGCCAGCCAGCCUUCCAGCAGCAGCAGUAGCAGCGGCUCUGGCCAGCAGCAGCGGCCCCCGCCACUAGCAGCGGUCCUGGUCAGAAGCUGUGGUCCAGCCGGCAGCAGCCAGCCAGCCAGCCCUCCAUUAGCAGCAGCAGCAGCAGCGGCCCCGGCGAGAAGCAGUGGUCUUGGCAAGCAGCAGUGGUCCAGCCAGCAGCAGCCAGACACCCCUCCACAAGCAGCUGCAGCAGCAGCGGCCCCGGACAACAGCAGAGGUCCCGGGCAGCAGCGGCGGUCCAACCGGCAGCAGCCAGCUAGCCAGCCAGCCCUCCAGCAGCAGCAGCAGCAGCAGCGGCCCUGCAGUGGUCCCGUCCAGCAGCAGUGGUCCAGUCGGCAGCAGCCAGCCAGCCAGCCAGACCUCCAGCAGCGGCAGCAGCCUCAGUCAGCUGCAGUGGCCCCGGCCAGCAGCAGCAGUCCCGGCCAGCAGCAGCUGUCCAGCCGGCAGCAGCCAGCCAGCCAGCCAGCCAGACCUUCAGCAGCAGCAGCGACCCCAUCCAGCAGCAGAUGUCCUGGCCAGCAGCAGCGGUUCUCCCGGCAGCAGCCAACUAGCCAUCCAGCCCUCUGCAGCGGUCCCGGCCAGCAAUCAGCCAGCCCUCCGACAGCAGCAGCAGCAGCAGUCCCUGCCAGCAGCAGCGGUCCUAGCCAGCAGCAGUGGUCCAGCCGGCAGCAGCCAGCCAGCCCUCCAUUAGCAGCAGCAGCGGCCCCGGCCAGCAGCAGCGGUCCUGGCCACAAGAGUCGUCCCGGCCAGCAGCAGCGCUUCAGCCGGCAGCAGCCAACCAGCCAUCCAGCAGCAGUAGCAUCAGUGGCCCCGCAGCAGCUGUCCAGCCGGCAGCAGCCAGCCAGCCAGCCAGCCAGCCCUCCAGCAACAGCAGCAGCAGUUUCCCUGGCCAGCAGCAGCAGUCACGGCCAGCAGCAGCGGUCCAGCCGGCAGGAGCCAGCCAGCCAGCCAGACCUUCAGCAGCAGCAGCAGCAUCGGCGACCCCAUCCAGCAGCAGCUGUCCUGGCCAGCAGCAGCGGUUCUCCCGGCAGCAGCCAACUAGCCAUCCAGCCCUCCGGCAGCAGCAGUAGUAGCAGCAGCAGUGGCCCCGUCCAGCAGCAGCGGUCCCGGCCAGCAAUCAGCCAGUCCUCCAACAGCAGCAGCAGCAGCAGCAGUCCCGGCCAGCAGCAGCGGUCCUGGCCAGCAGCAGCGGUCCAGCCGGCAGCAGCCAGCCAGCCAGCCAGCCAGCCAGCCAGCCAGCCAGCCAGCCCUCCAUUAGCAGCAGCAGCAGCAGCGGUCCUGGCCACAAGAGUCGUCCCGGCCAACAGCAGCACUCCAGCCGGCACCAGCCAACCAGCCAUCCAGCAGCAGUAG